AUGUCAAACACCUCCCAUUCGCAAUCAUCGUCGGUUCCUGCUUUCCUUUCGGCUAUAAUACCAACCAACCUGAGCCUAUCGCAACGUGGAAUCUCUCUUAAAUUACCUGCAUCUAUAGAACGAUAUCGAGAAAAGCUGCCUGAUCUAACGGAUGACGACCAUCGGCCAUGGCUCAUUGCUGGUGUAGGAUUCGCAGUUGGAGUUGGUCUAGUGUGGUAUCUAUAUCCACGUGCAAGCUCAUCUGGUCGUAAACGUAGAGGCUCGACAUCUAACAGCAAUGGCAAUCUCAACGGAACUUCGUCACCCACCAAAACCACACAUAAUACCUCAUCUAUUGAUUCAACGGCUAGUACUAGCAGUGUAUCGAGUACUUCCAGUUGGUUUGGUCGGUCGCGAAGAGUACCACCUAUAGCAUUGCCGGAUUCUCAUCGAAGGCCCUCUAUUUACAAGUUUACUGUCGAUGUCGCAGAGUCAACACUACCGGAAGGCAUGGAUCCUGAACUCAUAAGACGUAUAGUGAACGCUCUACUGGAAUCUAAAUCAGAUGGUGCUGCUGGUGGUGGUGGCGUCAAAUCAGCCUUGCCUGUUUUUGAGCCAUUAAUAGCUCACUUGCUUCAGCAAAUAAAGACUGCUAAGGUGGCAGGGAGGCCUUUACUCGUUGAAGGAGGGCCUGGUAUUGGGAAGGGCACAGCUUUACAACGAUUUGUGACUAUGGAGGGAUUCCAGAAACCAGCUAUUUAUCUGAAAUUAGCUGGAAUUUUGGACUUGAGGACACAAGAUCAGGUCUACGAAGCAAUAGAGAAUGGCAUCAAGGAUGAAACAGCUGACCAGGCUGAAGAGAUCCCACCACCACCCAAAGACGCAUGGCGGAAAGCUGUUGAAGUUGCGUUAGGGUUUGAUCCUGAUGCUCCUACAUCUCCAUUCACAACCAUUGAUGAUCCAUCGGCGCCAUAUCUGCAAUUUGCUCAUAUAGCCCAUGCACUUCGGCUCAUUCGAUCUCGGUCUCCUGCUGGGCCAACACUUAUUGCCAUCGACGAUGUGCAACUAUUAUUCGAAAACGGUGUUCCACGAUCAGAUGUCUACGACGAUAUCGAGUCCGUACUACAAUGGCUGCUGGCCUGUGAGGCUGAGGGCUUUUUAGAUGUAAUUUUAUGUGGGAGUGAAAAGAGUGUUUUGCAGAGUCUGAAGAGGUGUAAAGGGUAUGAAGGCCGUCUUUCGCAUAUAUCGGUAGAAGCAGUAGAUGAUGAGCUAGCUGUAAAGUACCUGAUCAGUGUGAAUCCUCUGAUACAUGAGCCGUCCAGGCGGUUCAAUGAAGAAACUGCUGCAACCUUUGUAGCUACGUUUGACUGCAACUUGACAGAAGUCGAAGGAUACGUCAAGUCGGAUCUGAACUGUGAAGAAGCUCCCUCAUCGUCAAUGUUUAAAUUAGAAUAUAUAAGGUCUAGGGAGGUAGCCCAUUUGGCCCAAAUCAAAUCUUACUUUCCUGAAUCAGCGGAAGGAGCAAUGCGAGAUCUGGUGCUCGAAAUGAUAACUCGCAAUGGUAUACUACCAGUAAACAUUCUUCCAGCCCAAAAGCUUCGCUUAGCUGAGGAGCUGGUUGAAAGAGGAAUCCUACGUUGGCGUGACUCUCGAAUCAAGAAGCGAGAACGAGCAGGCUCCAUAGGUCGAUCAAGUCGUAGCGUUAGUGGCAGUAGUAGUAGAGUGCCUGGACAGGUGAGAGAGACGAACGCAUGGAGUGAUGAUUUGGUAAUGCAAGAUUUGAGUCCUUCCGAAGAGGAGGAAGACGAAGAUCGAGGACCAUGUCUGGUCUAUAUGAACAGAUUGAUUUCGAGGGUCUUGGAACGUUGGUUUUCUGACCAGCCUUGGUAG
Messenger RNA from Synchytrium microbalum, 1869 nucleotides. RefSeq lists its product as uncharacterized. The record is from RefSeq and is a predicted model, not a curated record. Bases 1 to 1869 code for a protein of 622 amino acids. NCBI's taxonomy places the organism in Eukaryota, Fungi, Chytridiomycota, Chytridiomycetes, Synchytriales, Synchytriaceae. The transcript has 4 exons.